UACACAAUCAUCAUCAACUAAAUGACGGCAUUGAUUUUAGUUACAGGUGCUAACGGCUUCGUUGGAAGCUGGACUGUGUUGAAAUUGCUUGAGGAUGGGUACAGCGUUAGAGGUACAGUUAGGAGCGCAGACAAAGGCAACUACUUGGUAAAAACACUGCACAAUCUUUUAGGAGAAGAGAAAGCUAGCAAGUUUGAAUACGUGAUUGUAGAAGAUAUGAGGUCAAUCGGAGUAUUCGAUAAAAUCACAGAAGAUGUCGAUGGGAUCUGUCACAUAAGCUCUCCAUUCCACUUCAAUGCCAUUGAGCCAUCAGAUUUAAUCGAACCAGCAGUUGGCGGUACGUUAAACGUCCUCAACGCAGCGAGCAAAAGCAAAACAGUACGCAGAGUCAUCCUAACGAGCUCCGUAGCUGCCGUUGUAAACCCUGAACCACAUACUCCUAGAAUGUUCACAGAGGAGGACUGGAAUGAGCAUUCUGCGAAAGAAUGUGAGGAGAUGGGUAUAAAUGCACGCGCGCAAUCUAAAUAUAGAGCUAGCAAAACCUUAGCCGAAAAGGCUGCUUGGGAGUACAUGAAAAAAAAGACACCGUCGUUUAGUUUGUCCACUAUAACACCACCGCUUAUCCUCGGACCCCUUAUACGCCAAGCCGAUAGAGCAGACGCUCUCAAUACAUCCAGUUUAUGGGCUUAUAGCUUCUUCAACGGGAGCAAAAUCGAUGAUGAUCCUGCAUCAUUCAGCAACCCGAUGACGAAUCUCGCGGAUGUACGUGAUGUUGCGCAAAUGCACGUCGAUUGUUUGAAAGUAGCUGAAGCUGCCAAUGAACGCUUUGUCUGCGUUUGCGAUGGCGGUUUCAAGACAUGGCAAGACAUGCUCGAUGCAGUACACGAAGGCGUCAAUGGCGAGGAAGUAGCGAAGAGAGUACCAAAGGGUAAUCCCGGUGCUGGUAAAUUAGUAAAUCAAAGUUGGUACACCAACAGAAAAGCUAAAUCAAUUUUGAAAAGCACUUUCAUAGCCUACGAGCAAACCUGUGUUGAUACCUACAAAAGCCUUCUCGAAUAUGAGAAGAGCUGGUAGAUGUUUUUUUGUAUUACUGCCAAAAAGAUCUCUUGCAUCAUAACAUUCAUGGAUUCGGAAGAUAAGAUUAUCGAAGACGACGUUUGGGGUGGUUCAGAUGAUGAACUAGAGAACAAACAGCGUGACAAAGAUUGGAAUAAGCUUGAAGAUCGCUUCAUGGAUGAAGGAUACAGAGAGGGGAUAAGCUACGGGAAGGAAGCUCAUCUCCAACCGGGCUUUGAUGAAGGCUACAUAACUGGAGUAGGCUACGGCAGGGAAUUUGGACGAUUGAGAGCAUUUGCUAACCAGACGCUAUCACAUUUGACGAAUAUACAAGCUUCCCCUGAGCAGCUAGAGCGAUGUAGGAGUCUAGUGAGUAACAUCGGAAGGGUUAGUGCCCAUCAGAUACUCCCAAAAGACAUCGAAGCUAUCGAACACGCGAAAGAGCACGAAGAGGAGGAUCGCAAGCAGAAGAGCACAUCUAACGUAACGUUUGAAGAGGAACUAGGUGGUGAACGCGGCAGACAGCGCGGCGUUGAACAAUUGGCGGAUGAACUGGAUAGAUUAGGAAAAGCAAAGUUGGACGGUAGAGAAACAUUAGACGAAUUGUGGGGAGAGUUGAAGGAAAUAUUAUCAAGGGAAUCCACGCUGGAGAGUCUAUUAGCUGUUUUGUAGUAAAAUGUUGAUAAAUCACCCUUG
This is a messenger RNA of Wallemia mellicola CBS 633.66, 1752 nucleotides long. Its product is annotated as NAD(P)-binding protein. NCBI's taxonomy places the organism in Eukaryota, Fungi, Basidiomycota, Wallemiomycetes, Wallemiales, Wallemiaceae. The transcript is spliced from 4 exons. Gene Ontology annotation, molecular function: oxidoreductase activity, acting on the CH-OH group of donors, NAD or NADP as acceptor. The coding region runs from base 22 to 1074 and encodes 350 amino acids. The record is from RefSeq and is a predicted model, not a curated record.